Molecule: messenger RNA, 336 nt
Organism: Lichtheimia ornata
Lineage: Eukaryota; Fungi; Mucoromycota; Mucoromycetes; Mucorales; Lichtheimiaceae
Exons: 3
Coding region: 1-336 (111 amino acids)
Source: RefSeq, a predicted model, not a curated record
AUGGAAUGUCUGUACCAUAUCAUAGCGGUUCUGGCGAUCGAUUCUGGAUUUCCUAUGCACAGCAAUUGCAAGAUUCCACAUACAUCAAAAAAAUCAAUCUAUGGCUCUCUCUCUAUCUCUCUCGUACGCGCAUACACGUUCAUCAAUCAUUUCAAACAAGCGCUAUAUACAACACAAACACAAACGUCAAAAACAAACAUGCCUGGAAACAAACGUCAAUGGCAUCAAGACCGGUCUGGAGGAUAUGUAUCGCUUUGUCGUUCAGGGUCACAGGGCACCAUGCGUCCACCGAUUAAGAGAUUGGCAUUCAAUAUCAUCAAAAUCAAAAGAGCCUGA